Molecule: messenger RNA, 1567 nt
Organism: Amaranthus tricolor (Joseph's coat)
Lineage: Eukaryota; Viridiplantae; Streptophyta; Magnoliopsida; Caryophyllales; Amaranthaceae
Product: DNA-dependent metalloprotease WSS1-like
Exons: 5
Coding region: 150-1127 (325 amino acids)
Source: RefSeq, a predicted model, not a curated record
UAAACAAAUACUUUUACAUUUCAAAUGCUACUUGUAUUGAAUUUUCAUCAAGCACUUCUUCAAUUUGUCAUUCAUUUGCUACUUUCCAUUCUUUUCUAUUUGCUUCUACUCUUAUUUCAAUUUGUUUCAUCUAAAGCGUUGCUUUGAAGAUGGACCUGACGGAUCUUAACAAGGUCUGGGAAAUCAAGCCUCUAAGGAUGAUUGGUGAAAAUGAGGCUCGAAAAAUCUUAGAGAAUGUGGCAAAACAGGUGCAACCAAUCAUGUACAAGCGCAAAUGGAAAGUUCAGGUCCUGUCCGAAUUCUGCCCAUCAAAUCCAUCCCUUAUGGGAUUGAACGUUGGUGGAGGUGCGGAGGUUAAGCUACGUUUGCGUAGGCCAGAAAGGCAAUGGGAUUUCUUUCCUUAUGAACAGAUUCUUGAUACCAUGCUGCAUGAACUGUGCCACAAUGAAAUUGGUCCGCAUAAUGCCGAUUUCUACAAACUAUUGGAUGAACUUAGACUGGAGUGUGAAGAAUUAAUGGCGAAAGGAAUUUCAGGUAGUGGGAAAGGAUUUGAUCUACCGGGACGACGUUUGGGUGGGUUCUCACAGCCACCGCCUUUACCAUUGCUUCCCCAAAGUGCAUUGGCAGCUCCUGAACGAAGAGGACAACGUGGAACUUUGUUGCCAUCAGGGCCUAGGCGUAUAGGUGGUGAUAAUAGUAUUAAGGCUGCACUAAGCCCAAUUCAAGCUGCGGCCAUGGCUGCAGAAAGAAGGCUUCAUGAUGAAUUGUGGUGUGGAUCCCGAUCCCAGGGAACUCAUGGGCAGCAAGCAAAUAACAGUGCGUCAUCCUCCACUGAAUCUCGUGUGCCCAUUUUGAGUGAGCAAACUUGGCGACCCCAUGAGACGAUAGAAAAUCGAGACACAUGGCAAUGCUCUUUAUGUACUUUGAUUAAUAAGCCUCUAGCUCUUGCAUGUGAAGCAUGCCAAACACCAAGAAUCACGGAGAUCAAGUCGAGUUUCAAAAACUGGUCCUGUAAAUUCUGUACUUUGAUCAACGACAAUCAGCUAGAAAGAUGUUCGGCUUGUGGAGAAUGGAGAUAUUCAUUAGGCCCUCCUGUUGGUGGUUAUACACCUCAUGUUGGCACUUGAUACGAGGGCUCUGAUUCUCGGAGUAAAUUUAUACAUAUGACAUAAAAACCGUAUUUGUUGUACAAAAUCGAUAGGUAACUACAUUGUCUAUGUAAUUUGUAAGCAAGUUAGCCACAAGUCCCUUAGUCGUAUAGCGUUCAAAACAUCAUUGUUGAGAAGCUUUUUCCAAUUGAUUGUAAUGUGAAAUCAUUUUGGACAAGAGACCAGCUCAAAGUUGUAACCGGGCCAUUAAGAAUUUCUUUCAUAGGUCGUUUGGUUAUGGUCUGAGCCAUUGUGAACCAGAUGAUGGGAGACUUGACAACACAACACGAGUUCUAUACUUCUAUUGUUAAGAAUAUUGAAUUCGUCCCCACUAUGGCUCUGGCUCUGGCUCUGGCUCACACCAGUCUGCGGGUUCCUAACUCCUACUUAAAAAAAUUGAAAAUGAACUUAAAAAAUAG